Danio rerio (zebrafish) is the source of this 3133-nucleotide messenger RNA. The record is from RefSeq and is a predicted model, not a curated record. NCBI's taxonomy places the organism in Eukaryota, Metazoa, Chordata, Actinopteri, Cypriniformes, Danionidae.
UAGAGUCAACAGAACAAACGGAAGACGUCACGUGAUUUAAAGCCGCAUCUUUGUUGCCAUAGUAUUGUGGAUGGCGGGCAGCGAUUGGCCGAUGUCACAUCUUCGUCAGCCAGUCACGAUGCGCGCUUUUUACAAACUACUCCGGAAGUCAACAUGUUAGUAUUGCUUUGGCGAGCGUUUUCCCUGGGCCUGUGGAGGGAGAGACGCUUGAGCUAGAAAGUCCUGUAGCUUGAAAACAACAUUAAAUAAGCUACAGUUAUUGCUUCAUUUCGGGUCUCCUGACACUGAACCACUUUCGAGAUGUCGUCCUCGAACCCUCUGCGAGCCCAGAACAGAAGCCAGCAGGAUCAGACAGGGAUGUUGAAGAGUCAGGAUUUGAGGACUAAACCGAGUGCUUCCUCCACGAAAAGAGGAUCUGAGAAUCUGGAUCCCAGUGCUUCUGCUGAAGCUGGAAAGGUUGUCAGUAAACUAAAAGGUGUCAGCAGACUUCCUGUCCUCGCAAAGUCUCUGCAACCAGCUCUAAGUGAACUUUCUCAAAAUCCCAAUCAUAACAAAUGGGAACAGAGGCCUCUUGCGGGUAAAGCUCAGAAAAAAAAGACCUGCACCAAACCUGUUCCUUUCAAUUUGUCCCAAUCACGGACACGCAUUCAGAAGAGCACAGACGUUUCCCAAGGAAAACCACCCUUGAUGCCUUCAGCUCGACUCACAACUGCGGAAAAAUUGAGGGACUUAAAUGCAGGUGCUAAAACUGAUACACAGAGCCAUAAAACUACCACACCGGGUGUCCUCAGAACUCAGGCAAACAAGUCACCACGACUGCAGUCUUUCAAUAAUGUGCACUAUAAAAACUCCACAGAUGGUCACGGAUGCUACAAUCAAACUGAUUUAAGUUCACGCUUAGAUUGCAUUCAUCUUUCACAAUCAAAGCAUCCUGAACACUCAAGCCAUUUAUCAAAGGCGUCACUCAGUAAAGUAGAUGUUAAUUCUGAAAAUCAAGCACCAAAGGAUAAGCACUGUUUUCAAACUGUUCCGUCAACCGCACAAAGCCAUGUAAGCUAUAAAGGAUCUUCGCAGAAUCUCUCAUCAGCUGUGCACAAUGUCUUCUCACGUGAGGGAUUGAGUGCUGUUGGAGCUCAAUGCAUGAUGCCACGUUUAUCUACCUGCCCUUCUGGACCAGGAGCCUCUAAUAAUUUGCCUCAAAGAGUUUUGAAGAAGACCCAUCAUGGCGUUGAUGCCACUGCAGACAAGGCUGGGCUGUUUUCCCCUGACCCAUCAGCACUGCGUAGUAUUCUACAGAGUGAUGGAACUAGACUGGCGGAGCACACUGGAGCAACACCCAGAGUAUCUACUUGUCCCACUGGCAGAGGAACCUCCAUUUAUUCUGCUCAAAGAGUGCCGGUAAAGAAGCCUCAAACAGAAGUUUCAGCAGCAGUAAAAGCUCCUGCAGGUAGUGCUGUGUCCUUCUCCCCUGACCCCGCAGCACUGCGUAGUAUCCUGCUGAAUGAAGGUGUGAGGGCUGGAGGAGCAACACCCAGCAGAGUUUCAGUCUGUCCCACCGGCAGAGGAACUUCCAUUUAUUCGGCCCAAAGGGUCCCGGUGAAGAAAAAUAAACAAGAAGUCAUGGUGACGGCAGCAGUAUCAUCUCAGUGUGCUAAUCGAACACCAGUGAUGAAAUGGACACCGCAGCGAGUUACAAACACUAAACCACAGUCAAUGAGAAAGCUCUGCACCACCCAAAAGAUGUCCAGUUUAAGGGACUCGCCGGGUUUUCUUGGAUCUCACGACCCCAGCCCUGGUACCUUGAUGUGCCAAGAGGGGGAAAAGGUUGUGCAAAGGUUAUUUGAAGAGCAAGAGCAGAUGGAUGAUGACCAGACAGACCAAAAUGGCAUUGCUUCCCAACAGUUGCUGAACAGUCACCAAUCUGUUGAAGCCAAAUCAACAGUUACAGAAAAUUCAGACUCAAAUCUUCAUCACACUAAGAACGAAGGCAAGAAAACAGCUCAGCCAUUCAUACAAGCAGCACACAGAGGGUCCGUCAUUGUUUUCUCAUCAAGCCAAAGACUUGUAUCAGAACACUCUCAAGAUAGACUAAAGACCCUAGCUGCCAAUCUACAACUCUGUGAAGAUCGGCCUACAUCUCAUAAUGCAGCCCAAAGCAAUGGAUCACAGAUCAAUCCCAGCGUAGACAUGACCAAACAAAGCCAAUCGAAAGCUAUAACAAAGUCUAGUGCUGUAUCUGCUCUGCGGAGGCGUCAGACUCCUCUGGAGGAGAUGUUUUUGGAUGAGGAAUGUGCUACCUACACCUCUCGCCUGCUGUCCUGCCCGCUGCAGCCCCGCUCUGGAAACCCAGUGGCCUCCACACUUCUGUUUCAAGACUCUACUUGUUUUUUACCCAUUGGCCUGUCCUCUCCUGUACGUCUGAGCCCUGUCCUGUCCAGUGGUUCUAUCAGAGCAUAAAGCCAGAUGUCCCACAACACAUUGCACAUUGAGUGGCGCCACAAUGGCAUCUGAAUACAUUUCCUAAGAGGAUUUAUAUUGGGGUUUUUAAAUGAUAAGUAAAAUAAGGUUCGUGGUUAACACCAUUAGAUGUUUUGUUUUAUAAUAUAAAUUACAAACACACUCUAAACCAAAGCAUUUUUGUUUUGUUUACUUACUAGAAACAUACUUUAACGAAAUAUGCAUAAUGUUUUUGUGUGUUUAAUUUGUGUUUUAAAGCAAAAUGUUGUAUUGCGAAGCAUGUUUACCACAGUUAUUUUACGGAUAAAUUGUUAAAACCUCAGGAAAGUCUCAGUGAACCCCAAAGCAAGUAAUUAUUUUGGGUUUUGACGUCAUUCCUGCCUCCACCUCUUUAUUUCUUCAAUCAGUCAGUCUUUGUUUAGCCAUGCAAGACUGUUUGAAACAGUAUUGCUGCUUGCACUUUUGAUAAGAAAAGUUGUACAGUUAGAUAAACAAUCUGUCGUCAUUUACAAAAGCAAGGCUUGGAUGGAUAAUUUUCAAUGUUGAGCAGACGACAGACUGCAAGUCUGUACAUAGAACACUUUUGUUAUUUUUACACUGAACUUGUCGCUGACAGGAAACACUGUGUGCUUGUCUAUUGUGUAAAGUCUGUAAUAAAUCUAUAUAUGAACACAUA